GGAGGCGGAGUUUGCAGUGAACCGAGACAGCGCAACCGCACUCCAACCUGGAAGACAGAAUGAGACUCCGUCUCUUAAAAAAAAAAAAAAAAAAAAAAAAAAGCGAGCGCUGGAAGUCUGGAGCAGGUGCGCGGCUGCAACGGCAGCCGCGGGAAGCUCGGGCGGGCAGGGUUUCCCGGCACGCUGGCGCCCGGCUCCGGCUCCGGCUCCGGGCGCAGAGGCCGCUGUAAGUUUCGCUUUCCAUUCAGUGGAAAACGAAAGCUGGGCGGGGUGCCGCGAGCGUGUGGCUAGACCAAGGCGGGCCCGGAGCGGAACUUCGGCCCCAGCUCGGUCCGGGGCUCAGUCCUGGCGUGGAACUCAGCAGCGGAGGCUGGACGCUUGCGUGGCGCUUGAGAGAUUCCAUCGUGCCUGGCUCCCAUAAGCGCUUGCUGGAAGUGAAGUCGUGCUGUCCUGAACGCGGGCCAGGCAGCUUUGGCCUGGGGGUUUUGGAGUGAUCACGAAUGAGCAAGGCGUUUGGGCUCCUGAGACAAACCUGUCAGUCCAUCCUGGCUGAGUCUCCGCAGUCCCCGGCAGAUCUUGAAGAAAAGAAGGAAGAAGACAGCAACAUGAAGAGAGAGCAGCCCAGAGAGCGUCCCAGGGCCUGGGACUACCCUCAUGGCCUGGUUGGUUUACACAACAUUGGACAGACCUGCUGCCUUAACUCCUUGAUUCAGGUAUUUGUAAUGAAUGUGGACUUCGCCAGGAUAUUGAAGAGGAUCACGGUGCCCAGGGGAGCUGAUGAGCAGAGGAGAAGCGUCCCUUUCCAGAUGCUUCUGCUGCUGGAGAAGAUGCAGGACAGCCGGCAGAAAGCAGUGCGGCCCCUGGAGCUGGCCUACUGCCUGCAGAAGUACAAUGUGCCCCUGUUUGUCCAACAUGAUGCUGCUCAACUGUACCUCAAACUCUGGAACCUGAUGAAGGACCAGAUCACUGAUGUGCACUUGGUGGAGAGGCUGCAGGCCCUGUAUAUGAUCCGGAUGAAGGACUCCUUGAUUUGCCUUGACUGUGCCAUGGAGAGUAGCAGAAACAGCAGCAUGCUCACCCUCCCACUUUCUCUUUUUGAUGUGGACUCAAAGCCCCUGAAGACACUGGAGGACGCCCUGCAUUGCUUCUUCCAGCCCAGGGAGUUAUCAAGAAAAAGCAAGUGCUUCUGUGAGAACUGUGGGAAGAAGACCCAUAGGAAACAGGUCUUGAAGCUGACCCAUUUUCCCCAGACCCUGACAAUCCACCUCAUGCGAUUCUCCAUCAGGAAUUCACAGACGAGAAAGAUCUGCCACUCCCUGUACUUCCCCCAGAGCUUGGAUUUCAGUCAGGUCCUUCCAACGAAGCAAGAGUCUUGUGAUGCUGAGGAGCAGUUCUUUUUAUUUCUACCUGCAGAUUCUGCCCGAUGAAGUAUAUUUAAAAUUGUUUUUCACUUAAAAAAGACUUUUUUGGCUGGAUGCAGUGGGUCACGCCUGUAAUCCCAGCUCUUUGGGAGGCCAAGAGGAUUGCUGGAGUCCAGGAGUCGAGCCCAGCUGGACCACAAAGCAAGACUCAACCUUUGCAACAACAACAACAAAGACUUUGUUAUGGAACAUUACAAAUAGAUACCAAAGUGUGUAGUGAAGGAAGAGUUAGACAGUGAAUCCUCGGCUAUAACAGUUACCAAAACUCAUGGCAGGUCUUGCUUUUCCUAUAACCCACCCUCUUGUUUCACCCAACCCUGUACUGGAUUUUUUUGAAGCAAAUCAUACUAUUUCAUUUAUAAACACUUCAUUAUGUAUCCCUAAAGAAUAAAAGCACUCAAAAGAUAAUCAUCUCCAUCUUGCAAUUCCUUAAUAGCAUCAAAUAUCUGGUCAACGUUCAGACUUCCUGACUGUUGUAUAAUCUAUGUGUUUUGUUUGACGCUAGAUCCAAACAACGCCUACACUUGCAUUUGGUUAAGUUUCUUUCUUAAGUUCCUUUUAGAUUUCCGCUCAUUUUCUUUUCCUUGCAGUUGAUUUGGUUGAAUAUUUUUUUCAAAUGCCAGCACUGGCUGGUUGGUAUCAUUUAACAUGUUCCUGUAACCUUUUUAUUUCUUGUAAACUAAUAUUUAGAUACAGAUAUUGCCCUGCAUUUUGUAAAGUUCUGCACAAAGUCUGCAAAUGGAAAUAGGGAUAAUUUCAGCCUCCACUGGGGGUGACUCAGCUUUACGUGUGCCGCCCUUGCCCUCUGUCUCCCCUCCCUCUACAAAAGACUUUUUUGGCUGGGUAUAGUGGCUCAGGUUAGGGUCAUUCCUGAGCUUGUGGAGAAACAGAACUGUGUUCUGAUGAUCCCCACCCCUCCCAGGGGGAAGUUCCAAUCUUGCCUUGGCUUUAGGGGCCUCUCUCGUGACCUCCUGCCUUCCAUCUCUUGUGUGCUCUGCCUGUCAAGCUGCUGAGCCUUCGCAGUACAGGAUCCACACUCAGGAAAGCCCCUCCUGGAGGGUGCCCACUGGCCGUGGGUCGGGACUGUUUUCUAAUAUUCUAAAGUCCCAGAGUCGGACCUAGGGUGGGCAGGUAUAAGUGUGUGAGGCAGUCGUGUUUGUGGUGGUGGGUGAACUGUCUCGUGCCUGUU
Pongo pygmaeus (Bornean orangutan) is the source of this 2610-nucleotide messenger RNA. It is a transcript of the gene USP18, whose product is annotated as ubiquitin specific peptidase 18. Gene Ontology annotation, cellular component: nucleus; cytosol. Lineage: Eukaryota; Metazoa; Chordata; Mammalia; Primates; Hominidae. Gene Ontology annotation, molecular function: cysteine-type deubiquitinase activity. The coding region runs from base 501 to 1427 and encodes 308 amino acids. Gene Ontology annotation, biological process: protein deubiquitination. The record is from RefSeq and is a predicted model, not a curated record. The transcript is spliced from 9 exons.